Messenger RNA from Ochlerotatus camptorhynchus, 2713 nucleotides. It is a transcript of the gene comt, whose product is annotated as comatose. Gene Ontology annotation, molecular function: ATP binding; ATP hydrolysis activity. Gene Ontology annotation, biological process: Golgi to plasma membrane protein transport; SNARE complex disassembly; intra-Golgi vesicle-mediated transport. Bases 388 to 2637 code for a protein of 749 amino acids. The transcript has 12 exons. The record is from RefSeq and is a predicted model, not a curated record. Gene Ontology annotation, cellular component: Golgi stack. NCBI's taxonomy places the organism in Eukaryota, Metazoa, Arthropoda, Insecta, Diptera, Culicidae.
CUCCGUGUUAGUCAUAUCAACAAAGCUGGGGGUGGGAAGGAAUCGAGUGAAAACCGUGAAAACUCGACGUGCGCAUUGAUUUUCUACUGGCUGCCUGUAAGGAUACAGUAGGAAUAAUCGCUGGAUAACUACUGCAGUGUCCUUAUCCUCUGCUGCAGCCGUGAAAAUUAUUCGUCAUUUCGGAGGAUUUGCAAGCAGUUGAAGUUGGCAAGAAGUGCUCAUCCCAUGGUGUUGUAAGUGCAAUAGGAAAUUGAACAAUAAAUUAUCGAGCGCUACAAGUUUUGGCGAAAGGAAAUUGCUAGGCAAAAUACAAUUUUGAGAGGAAACCGUAGCAAAAUCUAUUCUGGAGACGAAUAUCUGCUGUUGAUAUUGUAAUUCACAAUCACGAUGGCAGUUAUGAUGAAAGCAACCAAAUGUCCUACGGACGAGUUGUCCCUUAAGAAUAGGGCCAUCGUCAACAGUACGGACUUUCCGGAGGACAUCAAGUACGUUGAUAUCUCCACUGCACCCGGGCAGCAUUUUAUUUUUUCAGUGGAACGAUGCCAGGACGUUUCUAACUAUUGCAUCGGGUUUUCCUUACUCCAACGAAAGUGGGCAACAUUGUCAAUUAAUCAGGACAUAUCGGUGAAACCCUUCUUUUUCGAACGUUCGUCUGAAGUGUUGUGUAACGUGUGCAUCGAGGUAGACUUUCUGCAAAAGAAAACAACUACUCUGGAACCCUAUGAUAGUGAUCAAAUGGCGAAAGAUUUUGUGCUUCAAUUUUCCGGUCUGGCCUUGACCGUGGGUCAACCGCUUGUUUUUAGUUUCCAGGACAAGAAACUGCUCGGAUUAUGCAUUAAGUCGCUAGAUGCGAUUGACGCUAGUGUUUCUGUUCAGGGAGAGAAGAGUAAGCUGGAUACUAAGAAAACCAACUUUGGUCGAUUGCUAGGAAAUACAACCGUUACCUUUGAAAAGGCGGAAAAUUCAUCGCUGAAUCUUGUCGGAAAGGCAAAAGGCAAGAUCGUACGUCAAUCAAUUAUCAAUCCGGAUUGGGACUUUGGAAAAAUGGGAAUCGGUGGUUUGGACAAGGAAUUUAAUGCCAUUUUCCGGCGUGCGUUUGCCUCUCGAGUUUUCCCACCGGAAAUCGUGGAACAGCUGGGCUGUAAGCACGUGAAAGGCAUUCUGCUUUACGGACCUCCCGGAACUGGUAAGACGUUGAUGGCUCGACAGAUCGGUACAAUGUUAAACGCGCGCGAACCGAAGAUUGUGAAUGGCCCUCAGAUCUUGGACAAAUAUGUAGGCGAGUCGGAAGCUAACAUCCGGCGACUGUUUGCCGAUGCUGAAGAGGAAGAGAAAAGGCUUGGUCCAAACAGCGGGUUGCAUAUCAUAAUCUUCGACGAAAUUGAUGCUAUUUGCAAAUCUCGAGGCAGUGUUGGUGGUAACAGUGGCGUUCACGAUACCGUCGUCAAUCAAUUGCUGGCUAAGAUUGACGGUGUUGAACAGCUGAACAAUAUUUUGGUUAUUGGUAUGACCAACAGAAGGGACAUGAUCGACGAAGCUUUGAUGCGUCCGGGUCGAUUGGAAGUACAAAUGGAAAUCAGUCUUCCCAACGAAGAAGGUCGGGUUCAGAUUUUGAAUAUUCAUACGAAGCGCAUGAGAGAAUUCAAGAAAAUCAAUCCUGAUGUAGACAAUAAGGAACUAGCAGCAUUAACGAAAAAUUUCAGCGGUGCCGAGCUGGAAGGCUUAGUGCGUGCCGCUCAGUCAACCGCUAUGAACCGCUUGAUCAAAGCAGCAUCCAAGGUAGAAGUUGAUCCUGAGGCAAUAGAGAAACUGUUGGUCAACAGAAGUGAUUUCAUGAAUGCCCUUGAAAACGACAUAAAACCGGCCUUCGGUACGGCACAAGAAGCCUUGGAGAAUUACCUCAUCCGUGGUAUCCUCAAUUGGGGGCUUCCGGUUGCGCACGUUCUGGAAGAUGGUGCUCUCUAUACUCAGCAAGCUCGCGCUAUCGAAAGCUCAGGAUUGGUUUCAAUCUUGUUGGAAGGCCCACCGAAUUCUGGAAAGACUGCACUGGCAGCACAAUUGGCCAAGAUGUCCGAUUUCCCAUUCGUGAAAGUGUGCACACCGGACGAAAUGGUUGGCUUCACGGAGAACGCUAAAUGUCUGCAGAUCAGAAAGUACUUUGACGAUGCGUAUCGUUCCACGUUGAGCUGUAUCCUUGUGGAUAACAUCGAACGGCUAUUAGAUUAUGGUCCCAUCGGACCACGAUACUCCAAUCUCACGCUGCAGGCUUUGCUUGUUUUAUUGAAAAAGCAGCCACCUAGGGGAAGGAAGCUACUCAUUGUCUGCACUACCAGCCGAAGACAAGUUUUGGAGGAUAUGGAAAUGUUGUCAGCAUUUACUGCCGUGUUACAUGUGCCGAAUUUGUCGCAACCGGAGCAUAUUCUCUCAGUAUUGGAACAAGAAUCCGACGUGUUUACCAAGCAGGAUCUCUCUACCAUCUAUAAGAGAAUGAAGGGUCACAAAAUAUUUGUCGGCAUCAAAAAGCUGUUAGAUCUCGUUGACUUAACCAGGCAAACUGAUCCGCCGCAGCGUGUGAACAAAUUCCUCUCCAAACUUGAAGAGGAAGGAGCGCUUGAUGCUGGCACUUCCAUCCAUUAACUUAUAAACGGAGGGUAGCUAUGGGAUCUAAGUAUUAUCUCUUUCAACGACGUAUUUUAAGGACAGAAAAGAAAAA